Molecule: messenger RNA, 3896 nt
Organism: Neopelma chrysocephalum (saffron-crested tyrant-manakin)
Lineage: Eukaryota; Metazoa; Chordata; Aves; Passeriformes; Pipridae
Product: proteasome activator complex subunit 4
Exons: 33
Coding region: 22-3627 (1201 amino acids)
Biological process (GO): proteasomal ubiquitin-independent protein catabolic process
Cellular component (GO): spermatoproteasome complex; cytosol; nucleus
Molecular function (GO): proteasome binding; peptidase activator activity
Source: RefSeq, a predicted model, not a curated record
GGCAGGGAGGACUGCAUUGAAAUGUACAUCCGCCUGUACGGGAGGAAGUUCAGCCGGGAGGAUCACGUGCUGUUCAUCAAGCUGCUCUAUGAGUUGGUGACCAUCCCCAGGCUGGAGAUCAGCAUGAUGCAGGGCUUUGCACGGCUGCUCAUCAACCUGCUGAAGAAAAAAGAGCUGCUUUCCAGGGAUGAUUUGGAGUUGCCAUGGAGACCGCUUUACGAAAUGCUGGAGAGGAUAUUGUACUCCAAGACAGAACAUCUGGGAUUAAAUUGGUUUCCCAAUUCUGUAGAAAGUGUCCUGAAAACACUUGUGAAGAGCUGCAGACCAUAUUUCCCAGAAGAUGCCACUGGGGAGAUGCUGGAUGAGUGGAGGCCUUUGAUGUGUCCCUUUGACGUGACCAUGCAGAAGGCAAUCACCUACUUCGAGCUCUUCCUGCCCACCACCCUCCCCCCCGAGCUGCACCACAAGGGCUUCAGGCUUUGGUUUGAUGAAUUUAUAGGCCUUUGGGUGUCAGUUCAAAAUCUUCCCCAGUGGGAAGGGCAUCUAGUGAACCUCUUUGCUCGCUUGGCCACGGACAACAUCGGGUACAUAGACUGGGAUCCGUAUGUACCAAAGAUUUUUACUAGGAUUUUGAGGAGUUUAAAUCUUCCAGUGGGGAGCAAUCAGGUUGUUGUUCCAAGGUUCUUAACAAAUGCUUACGACGUAGGACAUGCAGUCAUGUGGAUCACAGCCAUGAUGGGUGGCCCAAGUAAGCUGGUGCAGAAGCACUUGUCUGGCCUGUUCAACAGCAUUGCCUCUUUCUACCAUCCCUCCAACAACGGGCGCUGGCUGAACAAGCUGAUGAAGCUGCUGCAGAGGCUGCCCAGCGGGGUGGUGAGGAGGCUGCACCGCGAGCGCUACAAGAAGGUGACCUGGCUGACCCCGGUGCCCGAGAGCCACAAGCUCACGGACCAGGACGUGACAGACUUCGUGCAGUGCAUCAUCCAGCCCGUUCUCCUGGCCAUGUUCAGUAAAACUGGGAGCCUGGAGGCUGCCCAGGCCCUGCAGAACCUGGCCCUGAUGCGCCCUGAGUUGGUAAUUCCACCUGUGCUCGAGAGAACAUACCCUGCCCUGGAGACCCUGACAGAGCCCCACCAGCUGACGGCCACCCUGAGCUGUGUCAUUGGGGUGGCUCGGAGCCUGGUGUCCGGGGGCAGGUGGUUCCCCGAGGGUCCCACACACAUGCUACCUCUGCUCAUGAGAGCCCUGCCCGGGGUGGAUCCCAACGACUUCAGCAAGUGUAUGAUCACAUUCCAGUUCAUUGCAACAUUUUCUACUUUGGUGCCUUUAGUAGAUUGUUCCUCUGUAUUGCAAGAGAGAGAUGAUCUUUCAGAGGUGGAAAGAGAACUGUGCUCUGCAUCUGCUGAGUUUGAGGAUUUCGUGCUGCAGUUCAUGGAUAGGUGUUUUGGACUUAUAGAGAGCAGCACACUAGAACAAACCAGAGAGGAGACUGAGACUGAGAAGAUGACUCACCUGGAGAGUCUGGUGGAACUGGGGCUCUCCUCUACUUUCAGUACAAUCCUUACCCAGUGUUCAAAGGACAUCUUUAAGGUUGCCUUGGAGAAGGUUUUUAACUUUGCUGUUUCCAAUAUAUUUGAGACGAGAGUCGCCGGUCGGAUGGUCGCCGACAUGUGCCGAGCUGCAGUAAAAUGCCGCCCCGAGGAGUCCCUGAAGCUCUUUGUGCCCCACUGCUGCAACGUUAUAACUCACCUCACAGUCAAUGAUGAUGUGUUACAUGAUGAAGAACUAGACAAGGAGCUGCUUUGGAAUCUUCAGCUUUUGUCAGAGAUCACCCGUGUGGAUGGAAAGCAACUGCUUGUGUACAGGGAGCAGUUUGGGAAGAUACUGCAGCGCACCCUCCACUUGAACUGUAAGCAGGGUUACAUUCUGUCUUGUAACCUACUGCACCACCUUCUUCGUUCUGCUACACUUAUCUACCCCACAGAGUACUGCAGUGUGCCAGGUGGCUUUGACAAGCCUCUUUCUGAAUACUUUCCUAUCAAGGACUGGGGUAAGCCAGGUGACCUGUGGAACUUGGACAUCCAGUGGCAUGUUCCCUCAUCCGAGGAGAUAAACUUUGCUUUUUAUUUGCUGGAUACUUUCCUGCAGCCUGAGCUCACCAGGCUGGAGCUCUAUGCACUUGGAGAACUGGAGAUGUCCAGAGAUGAUGUGCAGCAGAGUCUUGCCAUUGUGCAUAACUGCCUGAUUGGUUCUGGGAACAUUCUGCCUCCUCUGAAAGGAGAAAGGGUGGCUCAUCUGGUCCCAAGCCUGGUGUCUUUGGAAGAGACAAAACUCUACACUGGUGUUGACUAUGAUUUCUCAAGGGAGAAUUACCGAGAAACAAUCGCAAGGGUUACAAGGAAACUGCUGCGCUACAUUCUUGAUCAUUCAGAAGAUGACACCAAGUCUCUGUUUCUAAUAAUAAAGAUCAUUAGUGAUGUUUUACAGUUCCAGGGGUCUCACAAGCACGAGUUUGAUUCGCGAUGGAAGAGCUUUAAUCUGGUGAAAAAAUCCAUGGAGAACAGGCUUCAAGGAAAGAAACAACAUAUCAGAGCUCUGCUGAUUGACAGGGUUAUGUUGCAGCAUGAGCUGAGAACACUAACGAUGGAAGGCUGUGAAUAUAAAACUUCCCACCAGGAGAUGAUCAGGGAUCUUCUGUGUUUGUCCACGAGUUCCUAUGGUCAGGUCAGGAGUAAAGCUCAGCAGGCAUUCUUCACAGCUCUGGGGACCUACAACUUCUGCUGCAGAGACAUCAUUCCCUUGGUCCUGGAGUUCCUGCGUCCCGACCGGCAGGAUGUCACCCAAAAGCAAUUUAAAGGUGCCUUAUAUUGUCUCCUUGGAAAUCACAGCGGGGUGUGCCUGGCAAACCUCCACGACUGGGAUUGCAUUGCACAGACCUGGCCAGCCAUUGUCUCCUCUGGGCUUAGCAAAGCCAUGUCCUUGGAAAAACCAUCCAUAGUCAGACUCUUUGAUGACCUGGCAGAGAAAAUCCAUCGGCAGUACGAGACCAUUGGGCUGGAUUUUGCAGUCCCAGAGAAAUGCAUGGAGGCAGCUGUCCUGCUGCAAAAGUCAGCUCAUCCAGAAUCAGACUUCACAGGUCUUGGUUCAGAGGAAAUCCAGCUGGGAAUUCAGCGACAGAAGGAGAAGAGCGCUGAGGCUCUGCGGAACUACGAGAACUUGGUCAACAUGCUGCUGGACUGUGUGGAACAGAGGAACCUGCCCUGGAAGUUCGAGCACAUCAGCAUUGGCUUCCUGUCCCUGCUGCUGAGGGACGACCGGCCCCUGCCCGCCCGGGCCAUCAGGUUCUUCGUGCAGUGUCUCAACCACGAUGCCAUCGUGGUCAGGAAGGUGGCCAUCUCAGCUGUGGCUGGGAUUCUCAAGCAGCUCAAGAGAACACACAAGAAAGUGCCCAUCUGCCCUUACGAAAUAAGUGGGAGCCCAAAGCCUUCCAGGAUCCAGGCUGGGGACAGACCCGACAACCAGUGGCUGCACUACAACAGCCAGAGCUUGCCAAAGACCAAGGAAGCUUGGGAAUCCUGUUGUUUUGUGGAGAAAACACACUGGGGGUAUUACACCUGGCCACAGUGAGUACCAUCAGAGCUGGGAGAGCCUGCAGGAAAAACCCUCUGGGAAAUUAAAUGAUGGUUUACUAGGAUAUUUAAUUUUUUUAAUUGAACCACAAAAAAAUACUGUAUAUUUUGUCCUAUUUGCUGCUUGCUUGUUUGUAAUAAUUCUGUUGUGGGGCAAAACCUUUGGUAACAAACUUCAUUCUUUUGUCGUAAAUUGUCUUGGAAAUUUUGAUCUUCUGGGGCUGAGUUAUCCCCCAACUCCAAAAUAUUUAUCACCCUGUUAAUUGA